Colletotrichum graminicola M1.001 is the source of this 1305-nucleotide messenger RNA. Its product is annotated as cyclin-K. Gene Ontology annotation, cellular component: cyclin/CDK positive transcription elongation factor complex; nucleus. The coding region runs from base 1 to 1305 and encodes 434 amino acids. Gene Ontology annotation, biological process: regulation of transcription by RNA polymerase II; positive regulation of DNA-templated transcription, elongation. The transcript has 2 exons. Gene Ontology annotation, molecular function: cyclin-dependent protein serine/threonine kinase activator activity. The record is from RefSeq and is a predicted model, not a curated record. NCBI's taxonomy places the organism in Eukaryota, Fungi, Ascomycota, Sordariomycetes, Glomerellales, Glomerellaceae.
AUGGCCAGUAUUGAUCGCUAUAGGCCGUCUAAAGAGGCAUACCAGCCUCCUAACCUGCCGCCGGGGCCGCCACGACCGGAUCGACUUUCACGAUCUCCAGCGCGUCGCCUCGAUGUUCCGCCAGCUGUUCCAUCACCACCUACGCACUCUUCCCGGACUUCGCCACCGCGACCUCUCUCUCAACGCGAUACGCGCUCGCCACAGCGCUCAAGGGCGCAGACACCAGGCCCCCCGCCCAACCAGUGGUACUUCACUGCCGACGAGACGCUGAGCACGCCGAGUGUUCUGGAUGGCAUUUCUCCGGUAGAAGAACGAUUGCGAAGAGCCAAGGGUAUCAAUUUCAUAUACCAAGCAGGUGUCUUGCUUGAUCUGCCACAGAUCACUCUCUGGGUCGCAGGUGUCUUCUUCCACCGAUUCUACAUGCGUUACAGCAUGGUAGAAGAGAAGGGUGGCAUUCACCACUAUAACAUCGCGGCCACGGCGCUGUUUCUCGCGAACAAGACGGAGGAGAACUGCCGGAAGACGAAGGAGAUUAUCAUCACUGUGGCAAAGGUUGCUCAGAAGAACCCCAAGCUUAUGAUUGAUGAGAUGAGCAAAGAGUACUGGCGGUGGAGAGACAGCAUCCUCAUGUACGAGGAGCUCAUGCUGGAGUACCUGACGUUUGAUCUCAUGGUCGAGAACCCAUACCAACGCCUCUUUGAGCUUCUCGGCCAGCUUGACAUUGUCCACAACAAGCAUCUCCGACAGUCGGCUUGGGCGUUCUGCAGCGACGCUUGUCUUACGUCCAUUCCCCUUCUGCUUGAGGCUCGCGAUGUUGCCAUCACUGCGAUCUUCUUCGCCAGUGUACAUACCAAUCAGAAGAUUGACGACGUCAAUGGCGAACCCUGGUGGAAAGCCUUGAAAGGAAACGAGGAGAAGUGCGCGAAAGCCAUUGACAUUGUGCGACAGUUCUAUACCGAGAACCCGCUCCGCAAACAGAACCCGUCCUUGCCUUCGCCGGCCUUCGACUUGGCCAAUACUAGACAGCCAAGGGAUCCGAUGAGCCAAGACGCCCUGUCGUCCACAGCGGGCACGCCUUUUGAGCUGGACAGGGGGACACAGAGCCCGAAAGCUAGGGUUAAUGGCCGAGACGAUGUCACUAAUACCGAAUCGGGCUCACAGGCUACUCUGAAGGAGCCGGAGAGGCCGAACGGCAAUGGUGCUACUUCUCCCGGCAAGCGGAAGGAAGUUGAUUCCGACACCGAGGGCAGAGACCAGAAACGAGCUCGACUCUCGGAUGAAGACGAAGGGGAGGUUUUGGACUAG